This is a messenger RNA of Ectocarpus siliculosus, 1323 nucleotides long. Lineage: Eukaryota; Phaeophyceae; Ectocarpales; Ectocarpaceae. The record is from the annotation of a GenBank genome assembly.
AUGUUCGAGCAGAUCAACUCAGGAGAGAAGGUAGACAGCGUCAAGGCCACUGCAUUCCACGAGAGUAGCGCGGACGUCUUGGAGGACGAGGCCAUCGAGAGUAUGCCUUUCUUGUCCACAGUCCCUCUGAUUCAGGAUCCUGCCAUUUCGGUCAAAAAUGAGGCGCUCUACAACCCGGCGAACGCAACAUCCGGAUUGGCCGGUGUUGGAGAGCCUAUAAAGUUUACGAUGUCCUCAGACAAUGUCGGGAAUGUCGACGUUCACGACGUCGAGUUAUCCGAUGAUGUCGGCAGCACAAUGAGUGGUAUAUCAGACGAGGCGGAGAUAUCGUGCGAGCCUAACCUCGCCGGGCUGGAACUGGCGCCUCAAGGCACGGUCAACUGCUUGGCGGUAUAUGAGGUACAACAAGACGACAUGGACGCCGCCGGGGUGAACCUGGUAGCAGAGGUCUCCACAACCAGCCCUCUGGGAAGUACGCCAGGAGAGGCGACGUUGUGGCACGAGUUAACGCCGGCAUCCACAGUACUGGUUGAGAUGGAUGAAUCCGUCUCAAAUGGAGCGGACGGUAUCCUGGGUACGGGAGACAUCAUUACGUAUGAGGUUAUCAUCACCAACACUGGCACGACAUGCUUGUACCAGAUAGUCCUGGCCGACACGCUCAGCACGUCCUGCCAGCUGCCCUACAAAGAUGUCGCGGAUAGUGCUAGCAAAACUGUGGCUCUUCCCGGGACUCCCUCGACGACCGUUGCUGUAAACGGGGACUGGGUGGACGGCGAGGAAGGCCACCACGUAGCGGGCGAAACGCUGACGAGGACCUAUAACGUUACCAACAGGGGAACCACGACACUUUCAAACGUUUGCGUCAUUGACGAAAAGUUCGGCGAGGAUUGCCUGGCGUGUGUAGUGUCGGACAACGGCAAGCUUCCACCAGGCGACUCCUUCGUCUGCUCAUUCGCUUCGUUGGUCACCCAGGCCGAAAUCGAUGCUGGUGCGGUGGAAAUGGUCGCCAUGGUCACCGCGACCGAUGCUCAAUCGGAGGAAGUUAACGCCGAGGGCACCAUGACCCUUCCACUGAGUCGCGAAAAUGGACUCUUGCUAGUGAAGAGAAGAGAAUACACCGGGGAUCCUUACGCAGCUUACUUCGGAAACACCAUCACCUACACUUUGGACGUCUACAACUCUGGAACAACAACGUUAUCCAAGCUACAGCUCACACAUACCAAGGUCACUUUGGUGUGCACGCCAGCGCUGGAUGACCUCCUGCUGGGGCCAGCGGCGGUUGUAUCGUGUACAGGCCAGACUGGCUACACCAUUACCCAGUGA